Messenger RNA from Giardia duodenalis, 1830 nucleotides. RefSeq lists its product as uncharacterized. The transcript has a single exon. NCBI's taxonomy places the organism in Eukaryota, Fornicata, Diplomonadida, Hexamitidae. The record is from RefSeq and is a predicted model, not a curated record. The coding region runs from base 1 to 1830 and encodes 609 amino acids.
AUGGUCUAUCUUGUCAACGGAGCCAUUUGCGAUGGACUUGGGCAUUUGAAGAUAAAACCCAUUGAGGUAAAGCAGCUAUACAUUUCUGACAUAGACCUGCCGUUCAGUCAUUCCACCCUACGGCCACUCUUGAAGAUCCUCAAGGGAUCCGCUCGUCUAGAGCAGCUUUCCUUUGUGCGAUGCUGCAUAACAGAUACCUUGCUGGAAGAGCUGCUUGGUGCGCUGCGAUUUUCUCCUUCUCGUGCGCGAAUAAGACAUUUGUCAUUGGAAUGUAACAGGCUUACCAACAAGGCCCUUACCUCCCUAGCUCUCUUCAUUAUUCAAAACAGGCCCCCUAUCACAAGAUUGAACAUAGGAAACUGCAUUUAUAGCCUCCACUCAUUCUCUCACGACUCCACCGUGAGUCUCCUCCGAAUAAAGUCGCUACUACAGCCAGUUUGCUUUGAGGCUGACGACUCUGGGCUGCUGUUCAUGCAGACGCAACGGAAAGUCCCUAGCUAUCACGGCAACACCUUCUCAACUCCUGGUGUCUGCUAUCUGCUGGAGAAUCUCUUUAAAGCAUCAUACGUACACUCUACGCUGUUCUUGGAGAUGAUUAAUCUUUGCGGCACACGCACGAUGAUGACACUCUCUUUGGUACAAAAGCUAUUGCGCUUCAAUUCUAUUGGCUACUUAGGAAUGGACCUUUCGGACCUGUAUGGGGAGCGGCUUUUGUUUGACAGUAGGCGUACGCUAAGCCUCCUUCUAGGGGCACGGGUCAUCCGAUGCAUUGACACUGAGAGUGGUCUCCUUACCACAGACUCCCAGUGCAUGCGUCAGCCGGAUCUCUAUGUGUGUAACUUUGCUUCCUCGGGUGUAUCCGCCUACACCUCUCCGGUCGACGAGAAGAAAGCCCGCAGAAGCCCACGUCUUCAAGUCCAGUCGCAUAAAGAGGAGCAUAGGAUUCACAAACUGGACGCUCUUUCAACUGUACUGGUCAGCGGAGAGGCGGAGAAUAUCGUUAAGAACAAUGAUGAAAGUAACAAUCAGGCUGUUCCUGUUUUUCAAAAGUCAGUAGACAGUUCCGGAUGGAUUUUAGACGCGUUUCAGGAUACGGUCAACGAUGACUUGAGUCGCAAUACCAACAUGGUCCAUUCACUUCAGGCAGCGGUGGCUUUUAGAAAUCAGAGAACCGAGCAGAAGAGGGUUGAUGACGAGCAGGCUGAGAUCACCGAUGACGACUACCAGGAAGUCAUUAUGUCCCCAGAACAUGCCAGCCUUCCUGCCUAUCCGUUGAUAGACCCAUCCUUUGACGACAAUGAUAGUAGCUACGUGGCUCCCGAAUUUGUUCGAAAGCUUUUAGCGACUUCUCCUGUUGAUGGUAUUGUUGAGAGAGGGAGCACGCAUAGUUCUUUGUCAGGCUCUGAGAACCUAGGGGUAUUGCGAGAGAGGAAAAGUUUGUUGGAGCUAGCUGAGCUGUCUACAAGCGGUCAUAGUGUUGAGGGCCAACAUUAUGUGCCCCCUGAGCAUCAGUACGGCAUAAUUUCUCCGGCAAGUGGUGGCAUGGUGCGACGUAGAAAUCCUCCACAGCUAAUCAAUCAUGAACGGCCAGACUCUCUCCAGAAUGUGAGCAAGAGGGCCAUCUCUCUCCCAUCAGACACUUAUCUGCGGGAGAAAACCCAAAAGCAAUCGUCUCCAAACACGUGUCUUCUUAGAUUCAUGGAUCCACCAGUGAUACCGCCAGAUAAUGCAGACGAGUUUCCCUCGUUGGCCCCUUUGUCGGUCGAUGUUCGCCGGUCCUUUGUGAGCAGUAGCCGCUCCAGUAUUGUGCGGCGUCUCCUUCUGCAGUAG